CACCCUCCUCAGUUGCCCUACCCGAUAUCUAAGGGCUCCGUUAUAUCUCUCUCUCUUUCUCUCUCUCUCUCUCUCUCUCUCUCUCUCUUAUGGCAAGAAUUUUAGAACCUCUCAUUGUAGGGAGAGUUAUAGGAGAUGUACUUGAUCCUUUCCCUCCAACGAUAAAAAUGACUGUUACUUACCACAACAAGCAAAUCUGCAAUGGUUAUGAACUCUAUCCUUCCUCAAUUACCGUCAAACCUAGAGUUGAGGUUCAAGGAGGUGACUUGAGGUCUUUCUUCACACUGGUCAUGACAGACCCAGAUGUUCCUGGUCCUAGUGAUCCCUACUUAAGAGAACACCUGCACUGGAUAGUGACAGACAUUCCAGGCACGACAGAUGCCACAUUUGGAAGGGAAGUGCUGAGCUAUGAAAUCCCGAAGCCUAACAUAGGGAUCCACAGGUUUGUGUUUGUUCUCUUCAAGCAGAAACGCAGACAGACGGUUAACACACCAACUUCAAGGGAUCACUUCAACACCCGGAGCUUCGCGGCUGAGAACGAUCUGGGUCUUCCCGUGGCUGCUGUCUUCUUCAAUGCUCAGCGAGAAACAGCUGCAAGAAGGCGCUAGCUAGCGUCCCACCAUAAAACUCCAUCUGUUUGAAUUGAAUAAAAUGAAUUGGGGGUUGUAAUAAUAAUCCAUUUGUGUGUGUCCAAAAGUACACACCUGUAACUUGAAUGAUCAGAAGCGCUCUAUCCAUUCUCUCUUUCA
This is a messenger RNA of Vitis vinifera (wine grape), 749 nucleotides long. It is a transcript of the gene TFL1B, whose product is annotated as TFL1B protein. Gene Ontology annotation, cellular component: cytoplasm; nucleus. The record is from RefSeq and is marked provisional. Gene Ontology annotation, biological process: negative regulation of flower development; vegetative to reproductive phase transition of meristem. Lineage: Eukaryota; Viridiplantae; Streptophyta; Magnoliopsida; Vitales; Vitaceae.